Molecule: messenger RNA, 2697 nt
Organism: Eptesicus fuscus (big brown bat)
Lineage: Eukaryota; Metazoa; Chordata; Mammalia; Chiroptera; Vespertilionidae
Gene: MACO1
Product: macoilin 1
Exons: 11
Coding region: 444-2438 (664 amino acids)
Biological process (GO): neuronal signal transduction
Cellular component (GO): rough endoplasmic reticulum membrane
Source: RefSeq, a predicted model, not a curated record
AGCCUCUAUUUAAAUAUUUUCUGAUAGGCCCAGGCACUGGCCCAGACACCAUAAUGAUUGGCGCAUUUUUCUGUCCUUCAAAGAGGCGGGUUCUCGAGUUCGUUUAGCCUCAGUAGGCCCUAGGAUUGGCCAGCAGCGACGUAGCGGCGCCUUCGAUUGGCCCCAAGGGCCGUCCGUCGGAGCCGAGGAGGCGGGGCAGGUGGCUGGCUGGUGCUGGGGCGGGCGGGCCCCGGAAUUGUCAUUUCUUUGUUUCCGAAGGCGGAGGAGGCUCUGAACCCCCCUCCCUAUCCUACCCCCUCCCCCGGGUGCUGGCUCCGUGUCUGCGUGACCGGCCCCAAGGGUAGAGUCCAGGCCCGACGAGGGGCGGGCCGGCGGCGGCGGCGGCGGCGGCUGAGGUGAGAGACGGCGGCGGCGGCGGCAGCACCCGGCCCCCCAGCGGGAGGAUGAAGCGGCGGAACGCCGACUGCAGUAAGCUCCGCCGCCCCCUAAAGCGGAACCGGAUCACCGAGGGCAUAUACGGCAGUACAUUUUUAUACCUGAAAUUUCUGGUAGUGUGGGCACUUGUCCUCCUGGCAGAUUUUGUCCUGGAGUUCAGAUUUGAAUACCUGUGGCCGUUCUGGCUUUUCAUCAGAAGCGUCUAUGAUUCCUUCAGAUACCAGGGACUGGCCUUCUCAGUGUUUUUUGUUUGUGUAGCAUUCACGUCAAAUAUCAUAUGUCUGCUGUUCAUCCCCAUACAAUGGCUUUUUUUUGCUGCUAGCACAUAUGUAUGGGUUCAGUACGUAUGGCACACAGAAAGAGGAGUGUGUUUGCCUACAGUGUCCCUCUGGAUACUCUUUGUUUAUAUUGAAGCAGCAAUUAGAUUUAAAGAUCUCAAAAAUUUUCAUGUAGACCUUUGUCGUCCAUUUGCUGCUCACUGUAUUGGGUACCCUGUGGUGACUUUGGGCUUUGGCUUCAAAAGUUAUGUAAGCUACAAAAUGCGGUUAAGGAAGCAAAAGGAAGUACAAAAAGAGAACGAAUUUUAUAUGCAGCUUCUUCAACAAGCCCUACCCCCAGAGCAGCAGAUGCUACAGAAGCAAGACAAAGAGUCUGAGGAAGCUGCCAAAGGAUUACCUGAUAUGGAUUCCUCCAUCCUUAUACACCACAACGGAGGCAUCCCAGCCAACAAAAAACUCUCCACAACUUUGCCAGAGAUAGAAUACCGAGAAAAAGGGAAAGAAAAGGACAAGGAUGCCAAAAAACACAACCUUGGAAUAAAUAACAACAAUAUUCUACAACCUGUAGACUCUAAAAUACAAGAAAUUGAGUAUAUGGAAAAUCAUAUCAAUAGUAAAAGAUUAAAUAAUGAUCUUGUGGGAAGUACAGAAAACCUCUUGAAAGAGGACUCAUGCACUGCUUCCUCAAAAAAUUACAAAAAUGCCAGUGGAGUUGUGAACUCCUCACCUCGAAGUCACAGCGCCACAAAUGGGAGCAUUCCUUCUUCAUCUAGUAAAAAUGAGAAGAAGCAGAAGUGCAGUAGCAAGAGCCCAAGUACACACAAAGACUUAAUGGAAAACUGUAUUCCUAAUAACCAGCUAAGCAAACCAGAUGCACUGGUAAGGCUGGAACAAGACAUUAAAAAAUUAAAGGCUGACCUGCAGGCCAGCAGGCAAGUGGAACAAGAGCUCCGCAGUCAGAUCAGCUCCCUCUCUAGCACCGAGCGAGGGAUCCGCUCAGAAAUGGGCCAGCUCCGGCAGGAGAAUGAACUGCUGCAGAACAAGUUACAUAAUGCUGUGCAAGUGAAGCAAAAAGACAAGCAGAAUAUCAGCCAGUUGGAAAAAAAGCUAAAAGCUGAGCAGGAAGCCCGAAGCUUUGUAGAAAAGCAGUUAAUGGAAGAGAAAAAGAGGAAGAAGUUAGAAGAAGCUACUGCUGCCCGGGCUGUUGCAUUCGCUGCUGCAUCUAGGGGAGAGUGCACCGAAACCUUACGGAAUCGGAUCAGAGAAUUGGAGGCAGAGGGCAAGAAGCUCACAAUGGACAUGAAGGUGAAAGAAGACCAGAUCAGAGAACUAGAACUGAAAGUUCAGGAGCUUCGGAAGUAUAAGGAAAACGAGAAGGACACUGAGGUGUUGAUGUCAGCUCUCUCGGCCAUGCAAGAUAAAACACAGCACCUGGAGAACAGCCUGAGCGCAGAAACGAGGAUCAAGCUCGACCUGUUCUCCGCACUGGGGGACGCAAAGCGGCAGCUCGAGAUUGCCCAAGGACAAAUUCUUCAGAAAGACCAGGAAAUCAAGGACCUAAAACAGAAGAUAGCCGAAGUCAUGGCCGUCAUGCCCAGCAUAACGUACAGUGCCGCCACCAGCCCCCUGAGCCCGGUUUCCCCCCACUACUCUUCCAAAUUUGUGGAGACCAGCCCCUCUGGACUCGAUCCCAACGCCUCUGUUUACCAGCCCAUGAAGAAGUGAAGAGCAGCUGUGUUUCACCCAACAAUUUGGUUACCAGAAGGCAUUGCAAAGGAGCAUCUCUGGCAGUCAAGAUAACAAAAAGUUUAUAUUGUAUUUUGUGGGACUGUAUAUGUUGUCAUUUUUAAAAAGGGGGGAAAGAUAACAUCCACAUCUGAUUAGAACUGCCCAUCAGUUUUUCUUGUAAAUUUUUAGAAGACCUCACAGAACUUUGCAGUUUAUUUUUCUCGGCCAAUGCAUUAAAACCAUUCUUGGAUUUCAA